AUGGGAGAAUGGACAAUACUAGAGAGGUUGUUGGAGGCGGCUGUCCAGCAGCAUUCGACAAUGAUAGGAAGGAUCCUGUUAACAGUGGUGGUGAUCUUCCGAAUCCUGGUGGUGGCUAUCGUAGGGGAGACGGUGUAUGACGACGAGCAGACCAUGUUUGUCUGCAAUACCCUGCAGCCGGGCUGCAACCAGGCUUGUUAUGAUAAAGCGUUUCCCAUCUCACAUAUACGGUACUGGGUUUUCCAGAUCAUUAUGGUGUGCACUCCCAGCCUCUGCUUUAUCACCUACUCCGUGCAUCAAUCCUCCAAGCAGCGGGAGAGGCAGUACUCCACCGUCUUCAUCGCCAUGGACAAGGAUAAGAAGCGAGAAGACAACAAGAUUAAAAAUACAACCGUGAACGGGGUUCUGCAGAACUCGGAAAUCUCCACCAAAGAGAUACAGUCUGACUUUUUAGAGGUUAAAGAAAUGCAAAACUCGGCUGCGAGGAAUAGUAAAAUGUCGAAGAUGCGGCGGCAGGAAGGGAUCUCUCGUUUCUACAUCAUCCAGGUUGUUUUCAGGAACGCUUUGGAGAUCGGGUUCCUGAUGGGACAGUAUUUUCUUUACGGAUUCAAGGUCCCGUCAAUGUAUGAGUGUGACCGCUACCCGUGCGUGAAGGCGGUCGAGUGUUAUGUGUCCAGACCCACGGAAAAGACGGUCUUUCUCGUCUUCAUGUUCGCCGUGAGCGGACUUUGCGUCGUCCUCAAUCUGGCGGAAUUGAAUCACUUGGGUUGGAGAAAGAUCAAAACGGCGGUGAGGGGGGCGCAGGAACGGAGGAAAUCCAUAUACGAGAUCAGGAACAAAGACUCGCCGCACAGAAUUGGGGUGCCCAACUUCGGAAGAACUCAGUCCAGUGACUCCGCCUAUGUGUGA
Messenger RNA from Pristis pectinata (smalltooth sawfish), 909 nucleotides. It is a transcript of the gene gjd2b, whose product is annotated as gap junction protein delta 2b. Gene Ontology annotation, biological process: cell communication. Gene Ontology annotation, cellular component: connexin complex. The coding region runs from base 1 to 909 and encodes 302 amino acids. The record is from RefSeq and is a predicted model, not a curated record. The transcript is spliced from 2 exons. NCBI's taxonomy places the organism in Eukaryota, Metazoa, Chordata, Chondrichthyes, Rhinopristiformes, Pristidae.